AGAGCCCUCCGCUCAAGCCCGACGCGCCCCAUGGCGCGCCCGCUGUAGGGGGUCCCCGGCGUCUCGCUCGCUGGGGGGCGCGCCGCCGUUCGCGCGGCCCACCCGCGCUCGUCUGCACUGGGCAUGGCCGCGGCGCCCGAGGGGGAGGGCAGCAGGGCAAGCAGCAGGAGCCAGCAGUUCCUGGAGUUCACCGAGCGCCUGCGCGGGCGCAGCUGGAAGCAUCCGCGUCGCCGGCCGGUACCACCGGCCUCCUCGCCGCAUAGAGGACGACUACGAUCUCACCGACGAGUUGCUCGGCAGGGGCGAGACUGGGGACGUGACGGCGGCGUUUCGCAGGAGACAGGGUAACGACAAGCAGCAGAAGUUUGCGGUGAAGACGUGCCCUCUAGCUAACAUCAAGCACGCCAAGUUUCAGAUGCUGCUGUCCGAGGUGGAGACAUUUUUGUAUGUUGACCACCCCCACAUCGCACGCUUAUACGACGUUUAUGAGUCUGGUGAGCGCCUGUAUUUCGUCAUGGAGUGCUUGCAGGGUGGCGAGCUGUUCGAACGCUUCAGUAGGCUCGGCAAGUUCGCCGAGCCCGACGUGUCGGACUUGGUCGUGCAAAUACUGCUUGCCCUGAAUUACAUUCACAAGCACGGCAUUGUCCAUAGAGACAUCAAGUUACAAAACUUGAUGUAUCAGAGGAGUGAUGGAAACCACGUGAAAUUCAUCGAUUUCGGCUUCAGCAAGCUACUCGACUCAAGCAUGCGGCUGAAGAAAGCAGUUGGCACCCUCCUCUACGUGGCGCCCGAGGUGUUGCAGAAGAACUACGAUAGCCAGUGUGACAUGUGGAGCUUGGGCGUGAUAGCGUUCGUUCUGCUUGCAGGAUACUUCCCUUUCUCAGGUGAAAAUCUCGCCGAGGAUAUACAGGCCGGCAAGCUUGAUUGGAAACCGUCGCAUUGGGCUAACAUAUCGGACUGUGCGGCGGAUUUUGUCAAAGCUCUUUUAAAGGUCGACCCGAAAGAGCGAUUGACCGCUCACGCGGCGUUGGAGCACAGCUGGAUCCAGCAGGCCAGGCAGCUAAGAUCGCUCAGCGUGGACGUGCACAGCGCCGCAGAUGCGCUGGUCAAGUUCAGCCACGUCCCGAAGUUCCGCAGGUGCUGCAUGAUGCUGUUGGCGUGGUCGCUGACGGCCGACGAGCGUGCCGGGUUCCGGCAGCAGUUUACGUGGUGGCGGAUUUCAAUGGACGCGGACGGCCGAGGGACACUGUCCCUGGCAAUGCUCAAGUCCACCCUGGCGAGAUCGCUUCAGCUCCCAGAGGAGGAGGCGCAGCUUGUGUGCCGCGCGCUUGGCGCCGAUACCCACGAGAUGAGCUACACCGAGUUCCUCGGGGCCAUGCUGUCGGCCCAGUCCGAGAAGAGGGAGGCCAUGAGAGUGGCGUCGUUGUUCCGGAGGUUCGACACGGAUAACUCCGGAUCUCGUGGGCGGUAACACGUCCGCGUCCACGGCCUCGCGGUCCGGACUUCUCGGGUGCGGCCCCACGGAUACCGGGCGGCUCUGUGCGGAUGCCUCGCGCCGAGCAUAUCCGCGGGGUUGCGUGCCCGCGGGAUCGCGCGGCGGUGCCCAGACCGCGAGGGCACGGCUACGGAUAUGCCCGUGGCCCGCGAGGAUACCUGACCGCGGAGUCUCUGAGCAGCUUCUGCCACAGGGUCUCCGACGAGCCGGGCGCCGAGGAGCAGUUCAGGGCGGCCUUCCGGGAGCUCGACACCGACAACGACGGCAGGGUCUCGUGCGCCGAGCUGGAGGCCUACCUGCGGCGGGAGGUCGCGGUGCCGCCGUCCCCGCCCGUCCUGAGCGCGGGCGCCGCGGCGCCCCGGGCGGGCCCCGAGGCGGAGGGGGGCGCCCCGCGGGCCGCCCGCCUCCUCUCCUGCCUCCUCGGGUGGCUGCCGCUGCGCUGCUGCCAGCGGCCCGCGCGCUAGCCG
This is a messenger RNA of Prorocentrum cordatum, 1962 nucleotides long. The record is from the annotation of a GenBank genome assembly. NCBI's taxonomy places the organism in Eukaryota, Dinophyceae, Prorocentrales, Prorocentraceae.